CGAAACCGCUUUAGUUCCGCUGCGAGUGCCAUUCCGUUCGGUUCUGUUUCAAUAAAUUCGCACAAAGUAAAUGGUUUGACUUCGGUAAAACCAGUUUUGCGGGGGACAGUAAGGUGGUUAAGCAAAUUUGUUAUCAUGCUUAGUACCUUCGGUAGUUGUUUAAAGUGAGAUUUUGCGCCGAAAAGUUGUAAGGAGCGCCUGGUGCAAAUAAUUCACGCAAGAAUUGUGUUGUGAAAACUUUGAGUACCAGGCUUGCCUCACAAAACGAAAAACAAGCAGUAGUGCUGAGUCACAGGGGAUUCGUGAAGGAUGGAAGAAAUUUAGGUGCAAACUACAGAAGUUCUAAAAGUACGAACCAAGUGUCCGGAACCUGAUUAGUAUGUAUAUCAGUUCGAGCGCUGUCAACAGUUUCCCUCAGCAGGCUUUCGAGCACGAAGUGAUUAAGUAUAAAGAUAACGCGCAUUUUCAUUAAGGAUUAGAGCUGUACUCGAAAGUUUUACUUCUUGCAACGCUGCGUUGUAUAAGCUAGUGGUGACAAAAAUAGUGUACGUGCAGCACUAUGAAUCACUAAUACGGGUAACAUGAGAUGUUAUAAGUGGAACAUCGAGUGAGAUAUAGUGACGAAACCCUUCUGAAGAAAAAAGUUAUAUUCAAUUGAAUUUGAGAUAGAUUUAUCGCGCAACGUGUUUUAGAAGCCAUUGGAUUUUAUAAAAAAAAAAUUGUCCGAAAUAAAUUUGGAUACCCACGACAGAAAAGUGUUUCCGGACUGAAAUAAGCAUUGUGCAACUUCUUCAUCUCGAAUUUGUGUGAAUGAAAUAAUAUAGUGAACCAUUUCUCAAAUCUGGAUAACUUAAAUUUAUUCUUCAGUGAGCGAAACCGGUGGAAUCUGUGCAGCGUUGGCGCCUCUAGUCGACACACUAUGGCGUAACCAAACUGGAAUAACAAUUGCAUUUAGUUUGCGUUGUGUAUCCGCUAACAUCAGGCCUCUGGCAGGGGGAAACAUACACUAUCACUGGGAAAACAAAAAGAUCACAUGAGUUCUAUCAUCGUGCAGAGAAAAAGCUUUGAGCUAACAUCCGGUCGUACAAAAAUAGCAGCAUCCUCACCAGGAGCAACAAAGUCAGUAAGGAUAUCUUAUACGUGCCGCAACCGAUACGGCAGCUGCAGGGCUCCGACGGUAGAGGAAGUGAGAAAAAGGCUGAAAAUGAGGAUGAACAUUAGAUCGAUGAUGUGCUUCGUGAUAUUUCUGCUGGUUUCCAUCAUGAAUUAUGGACUCUGCAUCGCCCGGCCCGACCCGUUUAUUUCUACAAUCGAUAUAGACACGCCGACCGUAGCUCCAAAAUUUAUGACCCGAGGCCACCUCUACAAAGCUAUCAUAGGGGACUCGAUCGAACUUCCGUGCAAGGUGAAAGACCUGGGAUCCUACGUGCUAUUAUGGCGCCGGGGGACAUCGGUGCUCACGGCAGCUAAUUUAAUGGUGACACGUGAUCCGCGCUUCAAGUUGGUCGAGGGCUACAAUCUGCAAAUAGCGAACGUGAAAAUUCAGGAUGCUGGCGAUUAUAUUUGCCAGAUCGGUGAUAACGAGAGUCGGGAUCAGGUGCACACUUUGGAAAUUCUCGUGCCACCGACGAUACGAGUAGUGCCACAAAAUCGGCAAAUCACCGCCCGAAAAGGGAGCACCGUGACACUCGAGUGCAAAGCAUCAGGAAAUCCGGUACCGGCCAUUUACUGGCACAAAAAGGAUUCAUUCACGGGUGCAUCACAUCUGUCGGAGGGUACUACAUUGAUUCUAGAGCGAGUGGACCGUCAUCACGCCGGUAUAUAUCAGUGCAUGGCGGACAACGGCGUCCGAGAAGCAGUGAACGCUGAUAUCGAAGUAACGGUACUGUCUCCACCAGACAUUACGGUAGAAAAAACUUGGGUACACGCCAGUGAAGGAUUCGAUAUAGAUCUGAUGUGCACAGUCCACGGGGAUGUCAACUCUGAGAUGCUAUGGUACCAAAAUUCAUUUCUACUGGAUCCCACCGAUCGAAGAUCUAUGUACUCCAAAGGCGACAAGUACACACUGAACAUCAGAAAUUUUCAACAGUCUGACUUUGGUAAUUACAGUUGCGUUGCGGACAACGCACUCGGCCGGACGAAAAAAUAUAUUGAGGUGUCUGGUCGACCCGGGCCAGCGAAUUUUUUGUCACCAGCCUACAGCACACAUCUCGACCGAUAUAAUCUGACGUACACCAUAGAAUCGAUACCACCGUUGGACGAGAUCAAGCUGCUGUACCGUAAGUUAAUGAUGAAUGAAACGUAUCAACAUCCUGGAAACUGGGAGGACACGAUUCUAGUACCAACAUUAGCCCGCUCUGAUCCAACACAUUUUAUUAUGUCGCAUGUGAUAAAAGGUUUAUCGCCAAACUCAGUGUAUGAAGUUAUGAUCCAGGCGCGAAAUAUGCACGGAUGGAAUGAGAUCAGUGACAUUCAUCAGUUCUACACACGGAAUUACGAGCUGGCCUUGAACGAGCUUGAAUUCGUGAUGAGUUCAAUCUCCAACAGCAAUGCCGCCCGAUGGGUGUUUAGCCCGGUUGCUUUUUAUUUAUCAACACUGACUGCUGUGCUGGUUCAUUAGCUAUCGAAUAUCUACCCGGUUAUUUUAUGAGUGACAUCAAAACCAUUUUGCUUUGUCUAGUAAUUACAGAUACUGAGAGGUAGAUCCAUAAGUGAUAACUUUACCCAAAUACUCCAUGUAUCACCUGUGAGCGAAAGUAAGUUAACCAGUCGCGUAUUUUAAAAUUAGACUCUUACCGUCUGCCAUCAACAUCCAAAUCAAAUGGGAAUAUUCGAUGAACUGCUAAAAACAGCACUUUUUAUUACCGAAAUACACUUAGCAGCUAAGGGUAAUGCAAUACAACUAGAAAACCGAUGUAGACUUUUGUAUCAAUUACGUGAUAUAUAAGUUAAGAUUAUCCAAAGGGAGGGCAAUAAAAACCUAGUCCUAGGAUUAUUUGCCAUAGUAAAAUCAACCGUAGUAUUAAGUAACACAUUGAGCAAAUUAGGAGUCCUUGAUGUUCAGAACAUUUGCUGAAAUUUUAAGAUUUUUGUAUAUAGAAUGAAUGAUCACAGAAUUUUCAUAAAAACCCGAACCAUACAGUGAAUUGGGUGUGCGAAAAACGUCCAGUAGAAAAAAAGAUUAAUGAUACCUACUCAAACUAGCAAUUCAACCGACUGGUAAACUGAAUAAAAGAAUGGUUAGUGUUCUUAGUGAAACUGUGAAAAACAAGUGAUUUGAAUUAUGACUAUUAGUCGUUGUAUCUGUAUAUGUGUGUAGCCGUUUAUGCAUGCAUGGUGUUAACUAGGACUGCAAUAGGUAAGUUUAAAAAAAUCGGUAAUGGUUUCCACUAUUUGAAACCAAAUACAAGAAAGUACACGCGGCACGGUACCGGGGCAUUUCUCUUCUUGAGAUGAAUUGAAAAAUCCUUUAUGUGAGUUCAUUACAUGUUUUAUAAAACUCUGUCUAGGGUAAGCAAUCAAUUUAAGGUAGCUUAUGCAGCCUCCUGUGCACUGAAACGAAAUAUUCGAAAUGUGUAAAGUGUUAUACGAACGUAAAUCCAGUCUGCAGCGAGUUUUCUUCAGUACCUAGGAAAUUGCUACAAUUUUGAUUGAUUUCUUCCGAAUUUACUUUUUUCAAAGAUUUUUCUGUGGUGAACGGUAUUUCAUGCAUUCGCAAGAUAGCUAGUUGAUCAGAGUUUUCGUUCCCGUCUUCGAAAUUGUCGAUAUUGAUCAAAGUUCAAGAGCUGGAGCCCGUUCUUUUCAACUUAUGAAAAUUGUAAAUCCGUGACAAAUCUGUUUCUUACCCUAUACUAGUUUAAUGUAUUUGAUAUUUGAUGAUUGAUUAGGUUACUAAUAUUAUUAAAAAAAUAUUUUUUUUGUUUUAAUUUCAAUAAUAAAAAAAUUCUAUUAGAACAAUUCUGUAGGCAACUAAUUAUUGUUUAGGUUUCAUUCAACAACAUCAUAGUUGUUUUUGAUUAGUUAAAAAUAUGUUACAUUUUUGCCUUUCUCCUAGAAAGGUAUAGCAAUCACUUGCAAAACCGAAAGUAUAAAAGUGCUCCAAAGGGCCGAAUGGCAUAUAUCACUCGACUCAGCUCGACAAGCUGAGCAUUUUCUGUAUGUGUGUGUAUGUGUGUGUGUGUGUAUGUGUGUGUGUGUGUGCAGAUUUUUAUACUCACUCACUUUUAUCAGAGAUGGCUGGACCGAUUUUCAUGAAAUUAAUUGCAAAUGAAAGGUCUCGUUGUCCCAUAAGACCCUAAUUAAUUUCAUUGUAUUCGGAUGUUUAGUUUGGAGGUUAUGUAUCAAAAUGUAAAAAUCAUGAAACCUCAUUAUCUAAAAAACUACACAACCGAUUUGAACAAAAUUAGAUUCAAAUGAACGGGCUACCUGAAAAACCCUUAAAUUUUGAAUUUCAUGAAGAUUGGACUUGUGGUUCAAAAGUUAUGACAAGUAACGUGUUUUGAAGACUACUUAAUCUCACUCAUGUUUCUCAGAGAUGGCUGAGCCGAUUUUAAUAAAAUCAGUGUCAAAUGGAAGGUCUAGUUGCCCCAUAAGACCCUAUUGAUUUGUUUUGCGAUCAGACUAUUACUUUGCCUGUUAUGUUUAAAAAUGUGAAAUCCAGCUAUGAAAAGGAACAUAUUCCGAAGACUACUUGAACUAACUCACUUUUCUCAGUGAUGUCUGACCCGAUUUCUACAGAAUUAGUGUCAACUAAUAAGUCUAGCUGCCUCGUAACACCCUAUUGAAUUUUACUGUAAUCGGACUGUAACUUCGUCUGUAAAGUACCGAAAUGUGGAAAUCACGAAACUUCAUUAUCUCAGAAACUACACAACCGAUUUGAUCAAUAUUAAUAUCAAAUGAGCGGGCUAGUUAAGGGUUAACCGAUGAAUUAUGAUUGAACACGUGGUUUCGAAGUUUGGCUGCCCUAUACGUUCCCAUUUCAUUUGGUUAUAAUUGAACUUAAGCCAUUGUUAUGUAUUAAAUUUUUAUCAAAACAACGAAAGCCUAUUAUUUAAAAGAUUACAUGACUAAUUUGAACAUAACUAGUGUCAUACGAACAAGUUAUCUCUCAAACUUACAAAUAACAAACUUCAUAACAAUUUGAUAUGUAGCUCAAAGGUUAUGGAAGGAAAAGAAAUUCAAAGGCUAUUUGAAACUAUACCUGCCUUGAUCGAUGUAUGUGGCCUCAACAUAAUUUAAAUGUGGUGUCGUACUAUUUGAACGUUCCAAGUUCAUUGAUCCCUUGCGGUUUGUUUGAAGUCUGCAAAUGCACGAUAUGAUCAAAGUCAAAAGCCAUAGGAUAUGAUCAAAGUCAAAAGACAAAUCAUUUGAAAUGAUUGGUUUUAUCGAAAUGACAACAUCCUCGACUUUUGGCUUCUGUACAUCGCCCUAAUUCUGAAUAUAUUCAUAUUGGGUGGUAUUCGGUCAUUUUCAGCAAAUUUUCUGGCAUCAAUCUGACACCGGAAAUAGUCAUAUUGGGAGGUAUUUAGUUAUUUUGAUUGUUUUCCGGAAACUAACAGUGGUCGUCUUUAAAUUCAAAAUGGUGUCAAGGGUCAAUGUUUGGUUUCUAUGCAUCAUCUCGAUUACGGAAAUAUCCAUGUUGAGUAUUAUUUGGUCAUUUUCGACUGUUUCCUAUAAGUUGCCAUUUAGCGAUUCAAAAUGGUGCCUGAGGUCAAUUGUUAGCUCAUUGCAUCAUUCUGGUUCCAGAGAUACUCAUAUUGGAUGAUAUUUGGUUAUUUUAGGCUGUUUUCCAUAAACCGGAAGUCGCCAUCUUGGAUUUCAAAAUGGUAUUUAAAAUAAUUUCUGGCCUCUGAGCGUCAUUCUGGUUGAAGAAACACCCAUAUUGGGUGUAAUUCGAUCAUUUUCCGCUGUUUCCCAGGAACCGGAAGUCGCCAACCUAGAAUCCAAAACGGGGUCUGGGGUCGAUUUCAGCAGCUGUGUAUCAUUUGUUACCACUAAAGACAUGCACCUGCCAAAUAUGGUUCCAUUUAGUUGAUUAGUUCGCGAGAUGUGCAGAAAUUUGUGCAGACACAUGUGCUUCCUUAAGAGGGAUGGGCGUCGAACCAUUAUGGACAUAUUUUUUACCCUUUAAAACAUCCACAUGCCAAAUUCGGUUUCAUUUGCUUGGUUUGUUCUUGAGUUGUGCAGAAAUGUAUCUUUCAUUUGUAUUGGACCCCUCCUUUCCAGAAGAGGGAGGGGUCUCAAACUGUCAUAGGAACCUUUAUCGGCACUAAAAACCGCUACAUACAAAUUUUCACGUCGAACGGUUUGGUAGUUUUCGAGCCUAUAUGGAUCAGACAGACAGACAGACAGACAGACAGACCGGACUACAUAUUUAUAUGAAUAGAUUACAACAUCAACCUAAAGAGUGAAUAUACAUUUAUUGGAUUGAAGCGUUCAUGUAAAUCUAUUUUUACAAAUCAAAGUUUGAAUGAGAAAGGCUGGGUCUGACCGCUAGGUGGAUUAAUUUAGGUUUUUUUGUUUAUAUGCUACCAAAAUUCUGCAGAAACCAUAUUUGGAUAACCGAUACCAUUCAUCCUUGAAACAUGGUAAAGAUAACAGAGUAUUCACUCUAAACUUUCAAAGAACUAUUAAUUUUAUCAAUUUAAAAAGCAGUCCAGGAAAGAUGUUUCCUUGCUACUUUACCCAUUACGUCGUUUGCGACUAUGACCGUAUUUACGAAGAGACAUAUUCUAAACAGUCAAGUGCAUGAAAAACUUUUCGCCCCGUUACUUUUCUACAUCUCAUAGUUUUAACAGCGCUUUUAGAAUGGUGGGUUGAAACUUCCCUUUAUUGUUGUUGGAUCCUAACCCACCAACGAGGUAUGGCGGUGCAAGAAAAUGCGGUCAAAGUUCGACUUUCCAAAUCCCGGUACCGUUUGCAAAGCUCAACGUAAAUAAAUAGAUGAAUGUGCUGAUGGUAGCGAGUAUUAGAAAAGCUUUCAAGGUAUCUCUCCUUCCGAGUCCUCUUUUCGCCCACACACUGUCAACAGAGAAUCGUGAUCGACCACGGCUGAAGGCUGGUUAGGUCUCAUAUUGUGGUAAAAACCGGGUUCUACAAUCUGUGAGGCGAUCAUUUGAUAAAUAUUUGAUUGAACUAAAGUGCCUUAUGGAUGAUUUCGUUUCUAUUCUUUUCGGUUCGGGGUUUUUACUGUGUGUUUAGAUAUAGAUACAAUAGUAAGGUGAAUAGACUAAUAAGUGCUUCUAAAUUGAAACCCGUUAUGCGGUUUGCUACUAGUAAGUAGUUGUCAAAGUUGGUGUUUUUUUGUAUCGUAAACUAUAACUAAGCUAGAGCAACCCUCGACAGUUCAUGUGAAUAGUUGUAUGUAUAGACUUAUAUUGUGUUCAUUGAACAACAUUUUGAAUAUAGUGAAUAUAAUUUAGGGAUUUAAAAUCGUUGUUUCCUUCCUGGGAAUACGAGUUUAUAAGCAAUUCCAUUUCUGUUCAUUUAUCGUAAAUGUAAACAACAAUUUUAAUUUCUUUGGCAAUAAUUUGGUAUUGGGAUUCGAAUAUAGAUUUGCAGGGACAAAACAUAGAAAUAAUGUGUAAAAUAGUUUUUUUUUUCCCGAUUUAACAAUCAGUUGUACAGACACACCCCAUAUAAGAGCAGAUUGCAAAAUGAUAUGGAAUGGAAUCACAUGAAUAUACUGUACUGAAGCAAUGUCAGAUUUUGACAGAAAUGCGAAGAGCAUAAAGCGUGCUAUGUGGUAUUCAUAUGAAUUAUAAAUGCAGCGACAUCUGGUUAUAGAUUAAUACAGCAAUUAGAAAGUAGAUUAAAUCACUUGUAAAUAUUUACCAUAUUACUGGAUUUAGCAAAAAAAAAAAAAAAUAAAUCUCGACAUUUCAUAAAAAGAAAAUA
Molecule: messenger RNA, 7896 nt
Organism: Wyeomyia smithii (pitcher-plant mosquito)
Lineage: Eukaryota; Metazoa; Arthropoda; Insecta; Diptera; Culicidae
Product: limbic system-associated membrane protein
Exons: 12
Coding region: 1034-2620 (528 amino acids)
Biological process (GO): homophilic cell-cell adhesion; synapse organization
Cellular component (GO): plasma membrane; axon; neuronal cell body
Molecular function (GO): protein binding; axon guidance receptor activity
Source: RefSeq, a predicted model, not a curated record